This is a messenger RNA of Acanthopagrus latus (yellowfin seabream), 4481 nucleotides long. RefSeq lists its product as uncharacterized. NCBI's taxonomy places the organism in Eukaryota, Metazoa, Chordata, Actinopteri, Spariformes, Sparidae. The record is from RefSeq and is a predicted model, not a curated record. The transcript is spliced from 25 exons. Gene Ontology annotation, molecular function: serine-type endopeptidase activity. The coding region runs from base 1 to 4191 and encodes 1396 amino acids. Gene Ontology annotation, biological process: proteolysis.
AUGGCGAAAACGGAGAAAUUCGAUCUGGAGAAGGGCCGCUAUCGGUCCAAGGGUUUGACCACCCUGGAAAAGUGUCUGAUAUUUCUCUUCGUGGCCAUGACGGGCGUCUGCAUCGGCCUUGCAGUCGUCUAUGUCAAUGAAAGGGGUGACCCUUCAACUGAGGGAGAAGGGGAAGAGUCGGGAUGUGGAGGUCCCCAAGAGCUGUCUCUAGAGUCCGGCACCUUCAGCAGCUGGAACUAUCCCAACAGCUAUGACAACGGCAAGACCUGCACCUGGCACAUCACUGUGGACCCUGGCAAGGUGAUCCAUGUGUGGUUUGAUGACUUUGCUCUGGAGGACUCUCAGUCUUGCACGGGAGACUUCAUCACACUGCAAGACUCUCUGGGAACCAUCGGUAAAUAUUGUGGCUUCGCCAAGCCCAAGCCGUUGGUGUCACUUACAAACCGCCUGACGGUGCUCUUCAUCUCCAAUGACAGAAAAACAGACAAAGGAUUCAAGGCUCAUUACAAAGCUGUGUCUCCAGAGCUCGCGCCAGAAAUAGCCGGAGCUGGUGGCGUUCUCCAAGGUGACCAGGGGGAUAUGAUGACCCCCGGCUUCCCCGAGCAGAACUACCCAAAUGGAGCACUGUACCAGUGGAAAAUCACGGUGCCUGAGGGCGAGAAGGUUCGGCUGACAUUUACUUCCUUUGACCUGGUCCCUGAGGUCUGUGGAGACUAUGUUCAGGUCUAUGAUGGUGACAAGGCUGGCUCUUCUUUACUAGGUAAACUCUGUGGCGGCGCAAUGCCAAAGCCAGUGGUUUCCAGUGGCAACACAAUGGUUGUCCGCUUCAAAACCGACCAGAGUUUGACUUCUAAAGGGUUCAAAGCCACUUACACCAAGUCCAGUCUCCCGACUGUUGCUCCACCCGCAACAACAACCAGACCCACAACAACAACCAGACCCACAACAACUCCAACAAAGCCCACUCCAACACCCACAACUUCUGGGCGUAAAGGAGUGAUCCAGUCUGAAGGUUUCCCAAAUUCAUAUCCAGCUCACGCAAAUAACUCCUGGGAGAUUGUCGUGGCCAAAGGAUUCCUGAUUAAAUUUCAGAUUACUGACAUUGCCAUCACGGGAGAGACCGGACAGUGCAAGGAGGACAAGCUGAUCGUCUCAGACAAGUACAGCACACUAGGCACACACUGUGGCUUCCUCAUCCCCCCGGUGAUAGUCAGUGCCAGUGACACAAUAUCUGUCACCUUCCAGUCCGACAGUCGCCUCACAGACCGAGGAUUCUCCGCCAGCUGGGAGGCUGUGUACCCCGAGGAUAUCGCAGAAAUCCAAGGCUGUGGCUUUUCUUCCCAUGAGGACACCGGCGUUAUCAAGUCCCAGAACUGGCCUAUGAACUACAAGGCUAACGCGGAGUGCAUGUGGAACAUCGCUGCACCUUCUGGAGAGACAAUCACUCUAAACUUCACGCACUUCGACCUCGAAGCCAAAGAUUUCAUAACGUCCAAAUGCUACGAUAACAUAAUGGUGUACGACAUCAAUGGUUCGACUAAUGCGCUGAAUGAGAAGCACGGUCCAUUUUGUGGGACCAGGCUGCCUCCUUCCAUCCAGACAAAAGGCGAUAGGCUGGUGAUUCGUUUCAGUUCAGACUUGUUCACGGAGUCCAAAGGCUUCAGGGCCUACUGGACGACAAACCACAGUCUGCCUGCUCCCACUGAGCCGCCCGCUCAGCCCAAUCCAUGGGACAACAUCACCAUAGACUGGCCAAGUACGUGUGGACGACCAGUCAUUCCUCCGACUGUUACGUCGCGCAUUGUGAACGGAGAGCCGGCCAAGCCGCACUCCUGGCCCUGGCAGGUGUCCAUGCAGGUCUGGCCAGAGAGCCGUCCAGAUCCCAGCUUCUCCCAUACCUGUGGUGGUACUCUCAUUCAUAAGAACUGGGUGCUCACGGCAGCCCACUGCUUCAUCAGAUACGCUGAUGAGCUGCAGCGUUGGCGCAUGUGCCUCGGCAAGCACAACCUGACCUACACAGAGCCGAGUGAGCACUGCUUCGGUGUGACUGGCAUCUAUCGCCACGAGGGGUUCAAGUAUCCCACAGUGCCCACGGUGGAGUUUGACAUUGCUCUGGUCAGGCUGGACGGAGACGUGCCACCCACCGAUGAGAUCUCGUUUGCCUGCCUCCCCUCAGUGGAAGAAGUGCUACCUGGGGGCAAGAAGUGCUACGCCAGUGGCUGGGGAGAUGAGACCGGUGAUUCCAUGAAUGCUAAGGUUGCAGAGGCCCUGAAUCAAGUGGCCCUGCCUGUUGUGCCAUACGACACCUGCAAGAGGAUGGACUACUGGUGGUUCCAGGUCAAGACCUCCAUGAUCUGCUGUGGUUAUACCCUGCCUGAUGAGCUUAAGUCUGUCUGUCAGGGAGAUUCAGGUGGUCCUCUGGUGUGCCAGGAUGCUGCCGGGGGUCCCUGGGAAGUUCACGGUAUAACCAGCUUUGGCCCUGUCGGUUGCAUAAUGGAUAAGAAGCCGUCCGUGUUCACCCGCUCCUCUGCCUACAUUCCCUGGAUCGAAAACGUCAUCCGCCGGGACAUCUACAAUGAGCACACGUCUGGCUGCGGAGGGCCAAAGAACUUGAUUGGCACUGAAGGCACGGUGUCCUCGAUGGGUCACCCUGGCAGCUACAGCAACAAAGCCAGAUGCCAGUGGAACAUCCAGGUGCCCGUCGGCAAAGUGGUCCACCUCCAUUUCCACAGUUUCUCCCUGGAGGAGAGUCAGUUGUGCUUGAAUGACAAAGUCACCGUCACAGACAAAACAGGAAGUCUAGGUACAUUCUGCAGCCAUGUGCCCCCUGCAGACCUGGUGAGCAACGGAGACCAGCUUCACAUCAGCUUCUCCUCCAAUGACAAGGUGGUGGACACUGGCUUCAGCGCUACCUGGAGGGCAGUGGAUCCCAAUGAUGUGCCUUGUGGAGGGAGCUUCAGCAGUGAACAGGGCGAAAUCAUCUCUCCCAAGUGGCCCGCCGACUACCCAGCCCAGUCUGUGUGCACAUGGCGUAUCAGUAUUCCCUCAGCAGGAAGUGUCCACGUCGCCUUCACUCACUUUGAGCUGCAAGCUAUAAACGUGCUUGGAGACUGUGUGGACUACGUGGAGCUCUUCAAUCAAAACAUGACAUCAUUAGGUCGAUUCUGCGGCUUCGGCCUUCCACCUGUAAUCAGCGUCAUGGGCGACACAGCCAUCGUUCGCUUUAUGACCAACGGGGACAAUCAGCAGAGCGGGUUCCGUGGCUACUGGACCACUGAUCUCACUGUUUUCCCCACUUUACCUGCUCCACCUCCCAACCCAUGGGACAACAUCACUAUAUCCUGGCCGGCAGAUUGCGGAAAACCAGCAGUGAAACCCAAAACGGUUGCGACGAGGGUGGUUAACGGGGAGGAGGCCAUCCCCCACUCUUGGCCCUGGCAAGUCUCCAUGCAGGCCACGCCGAUGUUUCCGAUACCUUACAUGCACGGUUGUGGGGGUUCUUUGAUCCACGAGGAAUGGAUCCUUACUGCUGCCCACUGUUUCAUGUUCCCGCUGAAUAAACCUUCUUACUGGCGCAUGUGUUUGGGGAAACACCACAUGAACUCCUCCAUGGAUGUUCCCUCAGCGGAGGAAUGCUAUAUGGUGGACGGCAUCAUCCGCCACGAGGGGUUCGUCUACGAAGCAGAUCCUAGUGACAUCACCAAUGACGUCGCCCUGGUGCAUUUGGCCAAGCCUGUCAAAAUGACGAAGGAGAUCAGCCCCAUCUGCAUGCCCACACCUGGGGAUGUGAUGGCACCCGGGACCCCCUGCUUCGUCACCGGCUGGGGAGACGAGAAAGGCAACUUGUUCCCCCAAGUGGCCCAGAAGCUAAACCAGGCAGCCCUUCCCAUCGUUGACUUUGACACCUGCAGCCAGCCUGCCUACUGGUGGGACACCCUCAGGCCCUCCAUGAUCUGUGCCGGAUACGAGUCCCCGGAUGAGCUGAAGUCGGCCUGCCAGGGUGACUCCGGAGGUCCUUUCGCCUGCCCGUCCGCUGGAGAGACCUGGGAGGUGCACGGCAUCGUCAGCUUCGGACCUCAGGGCUGCAUCAAAGACAAGAAGCCCUCAGUGUUCACCCGCGUGUCGGCCUUCAGCGACUGGAUCGAGGACAACAUGAAGAAGUUUAUUUAUGUAAAUGACAAGACCAACUAAACAUCUCACUCACGUCUGGAAAUAAAGAUUUCUGACAGCGUGUUGUUUCUUCAGUUACAGAUGAAGUGUUCGUAUGUUUUUUUUAUGACACAUUUAAGUCAUAAUAAGGCAUCUCUCUACUAAGGCAGUGUUAGAACAAUUUAUGUUCAACUAUAUUUAAUAUUUAAUACAUUUUACAGCAUACAAGAUAAUGAAACCAAACAUUUUAAGGAAAUACUGAACAAAGAGCUGAGUUUGUAAAUGGAGCAAUACUUUUGAUGUGUGACUGUAAUUAUAAACUCUGCAUUGAA